AUGGAGAUGUUUGGAGAUGAUUCUCGAAGAGCUGAUCACAAGGGCUCGAGCAAUCUCACUGGACAGAGGCUGGGAUUGUUUCGGGUGCUCGAGACUGCAGCUUCAGCAAGCGCCUCGAGCAAGAGCCCAGCUGACGUCCAGCGGCUGCUGAUACGAGACCUGAGCUCCCCCAACUCCUCGAUCGAGUCGGCUGAGCUGGACCUCAUUGCUGGGGAUUCCAAGGUCGUCCUUGCCCGCAAGAGCGAUGUGACCGUCAGAAGGAAGUUCUGGGCUGCCAUGACGGCAGCGCUGAAGCACAGGCUCCUCCUCCUCCACCCCAACGCGAACCUCACGCUCACUCCCUCCCUGUCGGAGCUAUCCUCCAACGACCUCGUCUUUGUCACCUCUGCCUUCGAUCAGAAUUGCCACGAGGCCUGCGCUGAGAACGGAGAGGAGUGGCAGUGCUCCUCGCCCUGGUUCGACCUCCUCAACCGCUGUGACCUGCUCCAGGUCGCCUUCCCUCACGCGGCCACCUGCUUGUCUCACUUCUACGGCCGCGACCUCCCGGCGCUCAGCUCGGACGUGGGCGGCUACGCUCGUGGGGACUACGUCCUCGUGAACUCGAAGCCGCAAGAGUAUGACAUCUCCUGCGACGCACAGGGCGAGCACAGCGCGAGGCUGUGCGCAUGCAAGCGCAGCGGAACAGGAGGGAGGGACCUUCAGUCUCGGGUGUCGCGGAUCGUGAUCAAGCAGCUGCAGCAGUUCGACAAGAGGCUAGCGGGAGGCCAGCAGGCUGCGGGGCAGGCGAACGAGUGGUGGGCAGAGAGGUCGGCGCAGUCUCUGAUCGAGGACAUCGAGAAGAAGAGGACGACGUUCCUGGAAGCGAACCAGGGCGUUAGCUGCUUCACCGCCUGCCAGGAGCAGAACCUGGCGUGCCAGCGAAUCUGGUUCGACGUGCUCAACAACUGUGAAGCCCUGGCCGUCGCCUUCCCCUCCCACAAGAUCUGCAGCACAGACUUCUACGGGCGGGACCUGCCGGCCUACCGGCCCGAGGACCUGACCGUCCUCGUGAACAAGAAGCCGCGAACGUACUCGAGCUCCUGCGGGGGCAAGCACGAGAAGACAAAGAGGCUGUGCGGAUGCGGCUUCAGUAAGGGAGGGUCCACCACCUCCCGCACCUUCCACACGGUCUACAACGUGCAGGCGUCCAAGUACUUCGAGUGGCAAGUCAGGUACAUGCACUUCUGGUUCAAGCAGGCCAACAUGCCCGGCAAGAUCACCCGCCUGCUCUCUGCCAACCAGCCAGACUUCCUUGCUGGAGAGAUCCCAACGCACACGUCUCCCCCCUACAAGAGCGACGACCCCAAUGACCACUACACGCCCUACAACAAGCCCUGGGCCAUCCACCGCUGGCUUCAGGACGCGGAGCCCACGGAGGAUGUAAUCCUCAUCGUCGACCCGGACUGCAUGUUCCUCAGCAGGAUGGAGUUCAUGGUGGAGGAGGGGGCGCCGGUCGCCCAGCAGGCCUUCUAUCACUUCGACUUCAGCACCGACGAUGUCCCCAUGCAGAUCGCUCGGCGGUACUGCAGGAACUGCUCCUUCCUCGAUCCCAUCGCCGUCCCCAUCAUCAUCCACCGCCAUGACAUCGCCAGGAUCGCCCCCUUGUGGCUCAAGAAGACCCGCGAGAUCCGCAUCGACAAGCCCAACUGGCCGAUCAGCUGGUACAACACCAGCAUGAGCCCCGUCGGCCUGACCUGGACUGCCGAGAUGUUCGGCUACGUGUUUGCUGCUGCCGAGCUGGGGAUCCGGCACGAGAUCUGGGACCUGCAGAACGUCCCUCGAGUGCACAAGGAGAUUUUCACCUCCAUCAUCCACUACCACGUUGAGGUUCCCAUCCCUGACGGCACGAGAAACUCUCGGGACACAAAACACGAAUGGAAGACUGUGAACAAGUACGUUCCUGAAGUUCGUCGACGCUAA
Guillardia theta CCMP2712 is the source of this 1959-nucleotide messenger RNA. RefSeq lists its product as hypothetical. Gene Ontology annotation, biological process: protein N-linked glycosylation. NCBI's taxonomy places the organism in Eukaryota, Cryptophyceae, Pyrenomonadales, Geminigeraceae. The record is from RefSeq and is a predicted model, not a curated record. The transcript is spliced from 4 exons. Gene Ontology annotation, molecular function: alpha-1,6-mannosylglycoprotein 6-beta-N-acetylglucosaminyltransferase activity. Bases 1 to 1959 code for a protein of 652 amino acids.